Messenger RNA from Megalobrama amblycephala (Wuchang bream), 3584 nucleotides. It is a transcript of the gene inpp5a, whose product is annotated as inositol polyphosphate-5-phosphatase A. Lineage: Eukaryota; Metazoa; Chordata; Actinopteri; Cypriniformes; Xenocyprididae. Gene Ontology annotation, molecular function: inositol-polyphosphate 5-phosphatase activity. Bases 536 to 1783 code for a protein of 415 amino acids. The transcript is spliced from 17 exons. The record is from RefSeq and is a predicted model, not a curated record. Gene Ontology annotation, biological process: phosphatidylinositol dephosphorylation.
UUCCAUUGGCUCAGUGACGUCAGGGCAGCGCAGGACUCACUCCAGCAGCGGUGUGUUCUCCCUCAACAAACGCGAGCAAUGCGCGCACGGGAGAACCGAACGACAGCGAAACACGCUCCACAGACCGGCGCUCGCCGCGGAUUAAACGGGGAAAGUCUUCAAAUCAUGGCCAAGACGGCGAAGAAGUAAAGCCUGACGCGUUUGAGUACGGACCGCGCUCUGAUUUUGCGUACUAGACGCGCACGAGUAUGCACGAGCCCAGCUGAUCGAGACUCGAACCCGCAGCGUUUAACCCGACGAACCACUACUCGACUCCAUAACACUGCUCGUUCCAGAAACAGCUCAAAUUAGCUCAUUAGUUCGGAUCGCGAGCUAAUUAAUGAUGGCGGGGAAGCUGACAGCGCAGGGCGCGGGAAUAUUGCUGGUUACUGCCAACGUUGGAUCACUGUUUGAAGAUGUGCUCUGCCCUGGUUUGUUGUUGAAGUGCUUCUGGGAAGAUGCGAGACCGGAUGCUGUAAUGGAGCUUUAGGAUGGGAUGCUCUUCUUCAGGACAUACGAGUGCCUUACCUUUAUGGAAAUCAGCUGGCCUGGCUGCCAUCCAGGUGAACCGACUUCACAGCCGGAGAACCUGCAGAAGACGUGGCUGCGGGAGUUUUGCCAGACUGUUCAAGCACACAGGCCGCACUUUGUGGCGGUUCACUGUCAGGAAGUAGGUGGGAAGAACUACGAAGCAUCCAUGGCACACGUGGACAGCUUCAUCAAAGAGCUGCUGUCCAGCGACGCCAUGAAAGACUUCAGCCGUGCGCGUGUCUACCUCGACAAGAACUACAAAUCCCAGGAGCAGUUCACAGCAUUAGGAUGUUGCUACUUCCUCCAUGAAUCCUUGAAAAACAUCCAGCAGUUUGAUUUCAAAGCCAAGAAGUUCAAGAAGGUGGUUGGGAAGGAGAUUUGCUCGGACGCUCUGAAUAGCACAGCCAUGCUGGAGAAGGAGAAGUUUCCUCAAGACUAUUUCCCCGAGUGCAAGUGGUCCAGAAAAGGCUUCAUCAGAACCCGAUGGGCCCUGGGUGACUGUGCCUUUGACCUGGUGAACAUCCACCUGUUCCAUGAUGCGUCUAAUUUGGUGGCGUGGGAAAAGAGUCCCUCGGUCUACUCAGGCACGCGGCAGAAAGCGCUCGGCUUUGUGCUGGACAGGAUCACGGAUCAGCGGUUCGAGCGACUGCCGUAUUUCGUCUUCGGUGACUUUAACUUCAGGUUGGACUCCAAGCAGGUCAUUGAGAGUCUUUGCUCGACGGCCACCAUGCAGACGGUGAGAGCCGCCGACACCAAUGAAGUCGACAAACUCAUCUUCAGAGAGUCAGACAAUGACCGCAAGGUUGUCCUACAGCUGGAAAAGAAGUUAUUUAACUACAUUAACCAGGACGUUUUCCGGGAAAACAAUGGAACGCUGCUUUUAGAGUUUGACAAAGAGCUGGCUGUGUUUAAGGACCGUCUGCAUGAGCUGGACAUCUCGUUUCCUCCGAGUUAUCCGUACAGUGAGGACUCCAGUCAGGGAAAGCAGUACAUGAACACUCGAUGUCCCGCCUGGUGUGACCGAAUCCUCAUGUCCGCCUCGGCCAAAGACCUGCUCAUAAAGCCAGAGAAUGAGGAGAAAUCAAUAACGUAUGACAACAUCGGACCCAACGUGUGUAUGGGGGACCACAAGCCGGUCUACUUGUACUUUCGGUUAAGCACAGGGGCAGGUAAACCUAAUGCAAAUAAGCACAAGUGUUGUGUCGUGCAGUGAUGUGGAAAGUGGUGCCAAAGGGUGGAGAAGAUUUCAUGAAAAGCGGCCCUGUGAGAAGCUUCGACACGGGUGGAUGGACACACACACACACACACACACACACAGCCACACACGCAAACAGAGGACCCUGUAAAGACUUUUCAGCAGGACUGACCAGUCGCAUUUGUCGCAGUGCAUGCAAUCAUGUCCAUAGAAACGACACAUUGAGUUCAUGAAUGCUUCAAGAGUCGAGAGCAUGGACACACACACACACACACACACACACACACACACUUAAUGCGGCAUGCAUCUGUCAUGCAGCGCUGCAUUUCCACUUAAACUCCAUCAGAUGCUCUUCUCUGACGUCUCUCAGCCUUGUUUCCAAAACUCUAAUAUAGACUAUCAGAAAUACUCUACAGAUUUUAAAAAGCAUACUUGCAAUUUUUAGAUAUGCCUCGACAUAAUAUUACGAGCUACUUCCAUACAGUAUGUAAGAUGUUUUAAAAAGUGCAAUGCAAAAAAUGUUGUUGUAUUUCUCUAUUGUUAGGUUUAUUUGUACAUUGGAUUAUGACAUAGAGGUGUGCUGAUUUUUAGUGCUGUUUGAUGGAGAUUUCGAGACUUUCUCUGUGUUAGAAUAGAUAGGUAUAUUCUGUUUAAGCAUUUGUAUGAUUUUCUUUCUUCAUGGACUAUUGUUUAUCUUUGUUUUUUGAUUUGUUGUUGCCGACUUGUGUCGAAACACUCUGCCGUGCCGCAUACAACCGCCGAGUCUCAUUUUAUAUACUGUACUUUUUAAAGAGAUAAUUUAUAAUUCGUACCAAAACUCUUAUGCUGACAUAUUGAUAUGAAAGGCUGCUUUGAGUGUAAAGUUUCAAAUGUUUGAAUAGUUAUAAACAAACAACGAAAUCCACAUCAUUAUUAGCAGAAUAUGCCAUUUCAGCCAAUAUGAUAUAUAUAUAUAUAUAUAUAUAUAUAUAUAUAUAUAUAUAUAUAUAUAUAUAUAUAUAUAUAUAUAUAUAUAUAUAUAUAUAUAUAGCCAAUUUAAAGUUUUUUUUUUUUUUUUUUUAAGCAGUGCCAUAAACCAUGCAAGUAUAUAAGAUAGUUUCAAUAGCAGUCUUGCUCGGUUAUUACAGUACUGUUCUUAUUCUAACUUAUUUCUGUGUAAUAAUGUUAUGGUUCUGAAUGUGAUAUUUUAAUAGGCCUGGGUAUCUUAAAAAUAGCUGUAUCAUUUUUUUUUUUUUUUUUUCAAUUUCUUUUUUUUUUGUAUGAUUUUUUUGUUACUAUAUUAUUGUGCCGUGGUGCCAACUAUUGAAUUGAACUCAGUCAAAUGUAGAGUUUAAGUUCUGAUGGCAUUAUGCAGGAAAAACACUCAAGUUAAGGACCAGGAGAAAUUUCUUUACACUUUACUUUACAAUGUCCAUCACACAUGAAUAACCGUGUGUUUUUACAAACAUAAUCACAUAUGAAGUCCGUGUUUUAGUAUUUGACUUAAAUGACACAGUUACACGAACACUGUAAAGUAAAGCGUGAGUGUUUCUGUUUCAUUCCUUGUGUAUGUUCUCAGCAUCGGUGCCGUGUGCUCCUCCUGAUUGAAUUCACUACACUACAGAGUCGACAGACUGUGCGAAUCCGUUAGAUUGAUCCUUCAUAUCAGUGGAAAUGAUUUUGUGUCGCCUUGACAGUGAUUUGGUUAGAAAAACUGCUUGUUAACUGUUUUUUUCUCCAGCAGGUCAGGUGAUAGGAUUCACUCUUUUCUUUAAGCAGAUAGCGAUUAGACCUCGUGGAUGGCAAGACCUCCAAAAGCAAUAAAACCAUUAGAACUCAA